This is a messenger RNA of Colletotrichum phormii, 538 nucleotides long. RefSeq lists its product as uncharacterized. The coding region runs from base 110 to 334 and encodes 74 amino acids. Lineage: Eukaryota; Fungi; Ascomycota; Sordariomycetes; Glomerellales; Glomerellaceae. The transcript has a single exon. The record is from RefSeq and is a predicted model, not a curated record.
GACGUUGUGCACGACCACGCGCUCGUGCUCGACAAAGACGGAAGGGUGCAGCGAGAAGUGGUGCCCGAAAACGCCUGCGAAGCCGGGGCCGAGACCCUCGAGGAUGUAGAUGUUUUGCUGUCCUUGUUGUGAUGUUGUGUCGUGGAAGUGUGCUUCUAGGUCGGCUGGUUCUUCGAACUAUGCCGUUCUGGUGAAGGCACCGUUGUCUCCGAGGAUGAGCUUGACGACUCGGACUCCGUCGUCUGUGAAGGGGAUGCGCUGGGUUUUGGCCUUGGGGUCUCGCUGUCUAAGUCGAUGGUCUGAGAAACAUAGGGACCGGACAAAGUCGUCGUAGUCGCUCGCCUUCAGCAAGCCAUCCUCCGUCUUUCUCCAUGUUAUUCAAUUGAAUCCACGGGCCGAUGUGUCAGUCAGUGUGGCCAAGUUUUAAAUGAAGAAAUUGGGGUACGCCAAUAGCAAAGAACGAGACUAUGUAGACAGCAAUAAGCGAGCGUUGAGUGAUUGAGACGUUGACAAGAGCUCCGAGACUUGCAAUCGAACC